Molecule: messenger RNA, 2310 nt
Organism: Uncinocarpus reesii 1704
Lineage: Eukaryota; Fungi; Ascomycota; Eurotiomycetes; Onygenales; Onygenaceae
Exons: 1
Coding region: 1-2310 (769 amino acids)
Source: RefSeq, a predicted model, not a curated record
AUGUCGCCUAGACCUUCUUACCAAACAUAUUGCGAAGAGUUUGACGAGGUCGCCAACGUUGUUUUGCCAGAGACCCGGAAGGUUGCCAACGUAUCUGCCAAACGAUCCCGCCCUGAACUCGUCCCCUCCGGCCCUAGUGCAGACGGUGCGAGCGAUUCUGGUUACUCGAGCCGGACGGCCAUUACUGUGGGGAGUGGUGACUCUUUCGCUAGUGGCACUGUGAGCCCUACUUUUCCGCCAUUGGCUGCCUCCGCUCCUAAUCGUGAUACUCCUCGCUCCCGGGGUCGAGUCGACGGAAAGGAAAAGGAUCGUUCUGGCAACAAAGGAAGAGAGAAGAAGGAGACCAAGGAAAAUACUCAACCGCCUCCACCGCCCCUGGCACCCAUCAAGACCAUGCCUGUCGCUUCACCCCGGAGCUCAAGCAAACCACCCUCUCUGCACAAGAGCUCGUCAAAAUCCCACAAAAGGGACUCUGGCGGUGCAAGACAUCAUCCAGGUACGUGUUGGGACUGUGAUCAGUGGGGUAUUCACCAGGCAGCUCUCGCCGGCAGCGUCGACUCUCGUACGAUGGAUUCAGCUGGUUAUUUCCAGCCUCACGCCCCUCGGGGCUAUGAGAUCCCUCCUUCCCCUCAGACAUCUCAAUACCAUCCUCAGGGCAGGCAGGAGAUGCAUGCGGCUUCUCCUAUCGUGCCGCCGCCGCGUCCUCAUCGAUCCAACUCCUAUCACUCCCAAGGCAGACCUGUGAGCUUCCACGCUGGAACGAUGCCGGAUAUGAAUAUGAUGUAUAUGCCCAUGGGCCCUCCGUCUGCCUACGGGCAUGGUCCCCCGCUUUCGGCAUCUGCAUAUGCCAAUAAUUUCUAUUCUUCGUCUCCUUACAUGGGCGAAGUUACUGUCCACCAGUCUCCCAGCCAGUCUUACGAGCCUACGCCACGGUCAUCCCACGAGCGUCCUCGGGAACGUCCACGCACGAUGUCGAUUUCGAAGCCUACCACCGAGAAGCCCAGGCGACCGUCGGUUUACAAACGACCUGUCGUGGAAUACAAUACUGCUCCUUCGACUCCAUAUGAACCUGAGGAGUACGAGCCAAUGCCGCCUCCGGAACGUCGAACCCGGAGGCAAUCUCGCUCCUACGAUCCAGACGAGGAUUACUAUCGCAUGCCUCCGCCACAAAAUCCCACCCCGAAAUAUAAACAGCCAAGUCAGGUCAUCCCAAUCGCUAAGCGUCCUACAGCCCGGAAGUCAAGCACUACCUCCUCGGCACCAACUAUCCACCGUCCCGAAGCAUAUGAUAUGUCAGACAUGCGUGCUGCCCUUCCGAGUAGAAUGGGACGGAAACAAUCCCGUGACCCGAUGAUGGAGCCUGAGCAUGAACCUGAACGUCGACCAAGCAUGCCUGCUCCUCAAAGGGAGAGGCGUCGGCCAACAACUUAUUACGAUUCCGGCCCUCGAAGAAUCGUGGUUGAAAAUUCACGUCGCCGUCGCUCUUCUAUCUAUGCAAUGGAGCAGCCUCGCGAAAUGGAACAGAAACAACGGGAGGCUGAAGAGUACCAAUCUCGUGCCCAGCGAACCGUUCCUAUGGCACCUGAAGAGUACCAGCCGCGUCCUCAGCGAGCUCCCCCGAUGAGCCAGGAAGAGUAUCAGCCACGUGCUCAGCGAGCGCCUCCUAUGAACCCUGAGGAUUAUCAACCGCGCCAUCAGCGAGCGCCUCCUGUGAAUACCGAAGAGUAUCAGCCACGCCAUCACCGAGCGCCUCCUGUGAAUACUGAAGAGUAUCAGCCACGCCAUCAGCGAGCGCCCCCUGUGGAACCCGAAGAGUAUCAGCCACGUCCUCAACGAACAGCCCCCUUGACCGCAGAAGCUCUUCGGAAAGUGAGGACCCAAAAAGUCGAGAUUGACAGCGAUAGCGAGGAGACGUCUUCUGAAAGCAGCCACGAGAGCGAUAUCCACACCAAAAACGGAAGUGGAGUUGGCAGCGGCGUCGGCAGCGGCGUGGGUAGUGGCGUUGGUUCUCGAGCAGAUGACGAUAGCAUCACCAUGAUUUUCCGUGGGGUCAAAAUUGACCUUUCUGGUGACACUAUGGACAAGCGGAUCAAUUUUCGAUCUGGUGACGAAGGGGCCCUGGAAGUGAACAUUGAAGGGAGAAGGGGCCCACGGCGGUACCUCAUGUCACGAUCCGAUACUACUAGUCUGGCUGGUAGCAGACGAGAGAUCGAGGACGUCCGGCGGAUUCGAGAUGAUAUGCGGUCCGAGCGCGAGAGUCGGCAUACUUCAAGUCGCUCGGGUUAUAGCGGCCGUGGUCUCCUGGAGUGA